Naumovozyma dairenensis CBS 421 is the source of this 654-nucleotide messenger RNA. RefSeq lists its product as uncharacterized. The transcript has a single exon. The record is from RefSeq and is a predicted model, not a curated record. Lineage: Eukaryota; Fungi; Ascomycota; Saccharomycetes; Saccharomycetales; Saccharomycetaceae. The coding region runs from base 1 to 654 and encodes 217 amino acids.
AUGGGCCAACUAGUAGUGGGUGGUAAUGGUUCAUUCCCACUCUUAGCGAAUGAAGAUGGUAAUAUUAUUGCAAAAACUCAUAUCGAUAUUGAUUUAUCUGCUUUUGAGCUAAUCGGAAGCAGUCCAAUUGAAAAACGUGAUGACAAUACUGAUUGGUUCAACAUUACUUACAGGGAUACAUCUAACUUAUUCUUCGACAAUUUACUUGACUUAGAAAAGAGAUUGAAUAUUCAUGCUUGUGUAACAUGGGUUGUAGGUGCGGUGAACUGUACUAAUAUCAUUUGGGAAGGUUUGGAAAACAUUUGGGACAUUGCAUUCAAGAUUAAGCAAUUAGCAAAUUCCAAACAGUGUUCUGAAAUCCAUGGCCAACAGAGAGGUAUGUACUAUAGAUAUUGGGUUAGUGGUGGUGAUUGUGGUACAACAGCUGAACAAAAGACAUUUGCCGGUGUUAUCGAUACUGUGCUGCGUAAAUUAGAGGGUGAAUGGGACUGUAACAUUUAUUGUAUUACAAUGACACACGGUGGAACAUGGAUCGGUACUUUAUUAAUUGGUGCUAACGAAAAGGCUCAGUAUGCUAGUUGUGGUGGUCAAUUUAAGGGCUGUUAUGAUGAAGGUUGUGGUGAAUUAACGGGCUGGUACAAUUGUAACAGUUAA